Molecule: messenger RNA, 1067 nt
Organism: Drosophila biarmipes
Lineage: Eukaryota; Metazoa; Arthropoda; Insecta; Diptera; Drosophilidae
Exons: 2
Coding region: 572-937 (121 amino acids)
Source: RefSeq, a predicted model, not a curated record
CUCGCGUCGGCCUUUUCUUUGUCGUCUCCGCAUCUCCGCAUUUUCCCAGUAUCUCGGUAUCUCAGUGUCUCAGUGCCUCCAGUGCCGACAGUUUUCCGCCGACAUCAAAAAAAAAAUUGUCAAAAUAAUACAAAAUUCGCGGAAAAGGAGGGCAAUACAUGUAAUAAAUAAAAACCAGCCAAGAAAAGCCAACCGUGAAAAUAUAAAUAUAAAUUCCUGGCGUCAACUGUCAGCGACAGCGGCAUUUUCCAGCACAAUGUUGUUUCUGGGCAUUCGGCGAUUUUAGUGGGGGAGCACAAUUUUACGCUUGGCUAGCAAAUGUUAGAGAUGGCCCCAAAUGGAUUCAGCGGGACACUGGCGGCGGCAGCUGCCUAGAAAUCCUGGGGAGCAGUUCUCCAUUGACACCGAAACUGAAACCCCCAACCUAAACCCAAAACCGAAACCGAGACCCCAAACUCGGAAAAUAAUGCGCUGCAGGAGUGGGGAUUAUUGAAGUUGACAACACUUCGGCAGACCGGGCUGAAAGCACAGGGUUAAAAGCAUUCUCUCUUGGGCCAGCCGGAGGAGUACAAUGGUCAUCCAGUGCACAUGUGAUUGCAACUGCAGUGAUAGUAGAGAUAACCGGAGCAUAAUAUCCUGCCUGCUCCCGGGUCGCAGUCAGCCGUACAAGUUCGGAGCCUCCUUCGGUGGCGAUGAUAUGGAGCAGAGGGUACCCUACUACCGCCGCCUAUCGAAUACCUCAUCGGCGCUCUACGGCAGCUGUCCCCAGUUGUUGCCCAGUAGCAGUAGCACCGCCAACCAUCAUUCCUGGCUGAGGAUCCCCAAGAAUCCCCAGGAAAAUCCCCAGGAGAAUCCCCAGGAGAACGCACGGCAGUACUCGAGUCUGGUGAGGCCCAAGCAACGCAGUCCCGUGCUGUGCAACAAAUGCGCCCUGUGACGAAGAUACAAUCUGAGCUGUGAGCAUCCCAAGGAAGCCACCGGGAAACCGGUGAACACCACCCAACAAAAACCGGACCAGGAGACGUCGACGAACCAGCGUUACUUGUGCCACGAGUGUCGUUUCAAUA